AUGCACCAACGGUGUUCGCCAAGAAUGACAACGAAGUCAGAAAUACGUCUCCAAAACUUCUACGUUUAUAAUUCAUCCUAUGGACAAAAAGAAGGAGAGGAGCUUAAAAAUAUCCUUUAUUAUUUCCCUCCACAAACAGAUUUUGACAGUCAGAUGAAAACUGUUGGACUUACUGAAGCCAUUAUCAAAUUUACUGAAACAUUCAAUCCGGACCAGUCAUGCGAGUCACUUCAUACCCAAAAAACAAGACAGCUUUACUAUCAACCAGAGCGAGGGUUCUGGAUGGCAAUGACUCUUAAUAUUCCAUACAUAACCAAAACCAAAGAUGGAACAGAAUACCAAGAAUAUCAAAGUGAUGAAGUUCAAGAUACAGUGUAUUUGGCAGUACUACAACAGUCAUACCAGAUGUUUAGAUUGUUCAAGGGAACAUUCGGUGCUAUACUAGAAAGUAAAGGAGGAGAUGUGGAUUACUUGAAACAAAAACUGGAUCAUUUUUUCUCACGGUAUUUACCUACCCUGAAACUCAAUCACUGUGACAUAUUGGACAUAUUUCAAGGAAUUCAAUUUCUGCCUCUAGAUAAGCAAACUUUUCUUAGAGUUCAGUGUUUUGUUAAUUUAAUUGAAGCUCUGUUUGCUCAAGUUAAAUAUACAACAUUUUUGUACAAUGAUCAGCUUGUCUGGAGUGGCUUGGAACCUAGUGAUAUGCAAGUCGUGUACCGGUACCUUGUAACCAGUUUGCUUCCCGCUCACUUGGAAACAGAACUGCAAGGUGGAUCUAUACCCCGCCAUCCGCCAUCACCCUUCACUAGCUCUCAUUAUGGACGGUUUGUUACAGGACCGUCCAAUUUACAAGAUACAUCAGCUGGAGUUGGUAAAGUUCCAAAAGUACAUCUAAAUAAUGAUACAACACCCGAGACGUAUCAUUUAGUUGUAUAUCGGGCACUCAGUGCUACAGUGUGUCUCUUCAUAGAUGGUUCUCUUAUUUUAAAUUUAGAUCUCUUCAAACGCCUGGAUAUAUUUCUGGGCCCUCACUUAACGUCCUUAGUAUCAGAAGUUGCAGAACAGUGUGGAAAGCAAGCUGCAAACAGUGGAUCGAGUUCUCCAGAAACCAGUCCCAAAUUUGUUUAUUUUAACAAAUUGAAUUUAGCCCAGAAAAGUACUGUUCAUUUAGACAGUCGGAGAACUGGGAAUGUCUGUGUCACAUCUGAAGUUUUAAAACUGCUGGCAGACAUAAAUUCUGAUAAGGCCAGAAUGCCUGCUACUGGAGAAACUAUACUGAAGACACUGAGUGACUAUUGGGUAAUUGGCAAAUUAUCCAAUCUAAGGGAGUUCUAUGCAGUCAUUCAACAAAAAAAUGCAAAUCUCAUUGAGAUAAAUGAUGAAGUGAAGAGGCUGUGUGAUAAUCAACUGAAAAAUAUUUUUUUCCAUGAUUAGAUGUAUGGGCAUGUUUGUAUAUACAUAUGUAUACAUUCCAUGUGUUAUGUAACACGGUCCUUUCUAUUGUAAAUACAAUCAGUUAUUUAAUAAAUAUUUUACAGAACUUAGACAACCAUCUGCAAAAUUUUAUGAAAUAAUGUCUCGAGUUGAUCUGUUCUUAUCCAAACCUAAUUAACAGGCUGGCUAGCUUGUAAUUGAACUGAACUAAGAUUAGAAUGAGACAUAACCAGUAUGUAUGAUUUAUGGAUAUUUUCUUACUGUACUUAAGAUAGCCAUUUAUAAGAGCUUCCUGUUUAUAGAAGAUUGGAUAUUGGUUCCACAGGAAUUUUUUCCUCACUCUUCAGAAGUUGAAAUGUCAAUUAUUCAUUUCCGACAAUGGAAUAUCUCAUUGGAUAUCUUCUCAAGCAUCUUUAGCAAAGGCUUCCUGUUUAUUGAACUUCCCUUUUAGUUUAGUUCAUUUGUGGAAGGUGAAAAUCUGCAGCAACUUUUCCUGCACAUUUAUUUUGGAAGGCACCGGUGCCUCUUGAGCUCCCAUGUGUAAUGUUCUCAUUUUGAUCAGGUGAGUGGGAACAGCAUCUGUCAGGGCUUAAAUCUAAUCUUAACACAUUGUGCAUGUAGGGUUGAGAUUUUUAUUGUAAGGUGAUGUACUCAAAAGGCAUCAUCUCAAUUUAGAAAGAAAAAUUUAAUCCCUGUGAAAAGUAAGACAAUAUUGCAAUAAAUUGACAUUUUACAUUUAGAUGAGAACAGUAAAAAGUGAAGGGAAAAACACCCACAAAUGGUUCUAGAAACAAAGAGUCUAGUGGAGUAAUGACUAGUGCAUACACCCACGACCAGGGUUUGAUAUCCUAAGAAUCAACAUAGAACAUGUGUUAAACUAAGUGAUCCCUCAGUAGAUUUUCUUGGGAUACCCAUGUUUGCUCUGCACCUUAUUUCAGCAAUUCUCCAUUGUCACUUAUUUACUCUUAAUUUCCAAAUGACCUCAAAGUCUUCAGGAGUUGAAGGGCCAAAUUAUAGAAUCAUCUAAAAGUUAUCCCAUGCAUGCAGAGGAAAUAGAUAAAAUCAGACCUUUUAUAAGUAAUUUUGACAGAUGCCUUGUGUUGUAAAAAACAUUUUCAUAUUAAUUUAACGUACAAUUUUUUUUCGUUAUACAAUACCUGCAGUUUUGUUUCCGUAACUGAUAUGACUUGUCAAUGGUUUUCUAACUCGCAGACAACGAAAGAUAUGCAACUUAAUUUUAAUGUUGGAUCAACUAAUUGCCACUUUCCAACUCGGCAAUGUAGAGUAGUGAAGUUAUAUUUUGAGAAAUUUUACUCUAUUGAUGGGGAAUUUAGCAUGUCAAUUUUGAUAAACCUAGUACAUGUAUCCCUCCCCCCUAAAAGAAGACAGCCACACAGACACUUAAUAGAAAUCCACAGAAUCUUUGUCUUAGUUAAGGUGGGGGGGAAAAAAAUAAUUAAUGAAAUGCCACAUAUUCAUUUUGAAUUCAUGACAAAAUUGAAAAAUACCAUCUUCAAUUCUGUUUAACUGCAAUAAUACCCAAUUGUCGCAAUGAAACAUGGCGGCAAGAAACGAAAACUAUCUAUCUUUUCUAAUAGUCAUUUUCUCAACUAAAUGUAGGAUAUUCAAAACCAAAACAAUGCAAAUAUUUGACAAACUUUGAAAUACUCAACUUUCAGAACAAGUUCCCAUUAUUCAACUCGCAUAGUCUGGAACUUCCAAAAAGUAGAAUAUGUUUGUGGUUAACCUUUUCUUUCUCAAACCCAGAUCAGGCAUUCAUUACACCAAUUUCAUAAUUCUGCCGGUAGGUAAAUUUACAAGGAAGGUCAAAGAAUAGAAGCAGGCACACAUCUAUUCUUAACUCAUUUAGUAUCAUUUUAUACAAAAAAAUCAUAUUCUUUUCUCCCAAUGUGUUAGAGGGCAAUUUUAUUUCUGUACUUGAUGCCAUCGCUCACAGGGCUAGAAGCGUUUUAUACAAUUUUCAUUACCUCAUCAAAGAGAUGAAGCAAUAAAACAAUCAAUGUUUCUCACAUUUUAAUAUACACCAGUGAAGGCAAAACUUACUUCAGUAGUAGUUUCAACCUAUCUCCCAAUGUACAAUUCUGGCAAAAAAGUUCCUUUUCUGACUAACUAGUGGAAAGAGAUAAUUUGAUGCCAGUUUGAAAACAUUGGCUCCUACAACAAAUCAUACAAUCAAACUUUCAAAAUUAACAAUGCUACAAAAUAAUUAUCACACUUCCAAGUUAUCAUUCAUAUAUAUCUUCCUUAUCUGCAAUGUAUCGAACAAUAUCUGCUGGUCUCAGUAGUUUUUCUGCAUCACCAUCAGGGAUUUCAAAUCCUAACUCGUCUUCCAUCGCCAUAAUAACCUCUACAUGAUCUAGGGAAUCCAGUCCCAAAUCAUUGAUGAAAUGUGAAUCUACUGUCAACUGCAACAGUGACCUUGUCAAAGGCAGUGCAAACUUUAAGAACUCUUUCUCGAAUUUGAUCCACAGAGAGUUUGGCUUCUGCAAACCAACGUAUUUGACUGGCAUUUUGUUUGGGCAGGUGCUGCGGUGUUAGUAAAACCGAUCGCGAAAUAAACCCAUCUUGAUGUAUAUGCAAGGUUGUGUGUUGAGACCCUACAACAACUGCAUUACAAAAUGUUCUUCUAAAAAUGCUUGCACUCCUAACUAAAGAAUUCCUCAUGUACGCUGCAACAGCCGCCAUUUUCUUCGUAUAUAUCAGGCCGGCUCAACAGAAAUACGGCAAAAAGGGGACUAUCUAGAGACGACUCGAUGGGGAUCCGUCCCGUCGGUCAUGCGCACUUCUCACCGAGAACAAAGCAAAGCACUUACAUAAGAAGGGAAGGGGCAUAGAACUUUGAUGUACUUGCAACUUGCGUGCUUGGUCUGGCGCCGAUUUCG
Molecule: messenger RNA, 4337 nt
Organism: Gryllus bimaculatus (two-spotted cricket)
Lineage: Eukaryota; Metazoa; Arthropoda; Insecta; Orthoptera; Gryllidae
Source: the annotation of a GenBank genome assembly